Messenger RNA from Symbiodinium sp. CCMP2456, 822 nucleotides. The record is from the annotation of a GenBank genome assembly. Lineage: Eukaryota; Dinophyceae; Suessiales; Symbiodiniaceae.
AUGAUUUGUGUAGCCCACGGCCCGGACUACGAGUCCAACACCAGCUGCGCAGUAGAGGAGGUUGCGAGCCUAGGGCCCGAGAGGUUCUUCUACGACAAGACCACUUACACAGGCAUGCACAAGUGCGGCUCACCCCCGCGACAGCCGGGACAUCCUUCGCCGAGGCAGGUCAGAGAGCGAGUCCUCCGCCGCGAUGCAUCAAAGUCGGCGCCUGCUGAAAGCUGGGCUUUCUCCGAGGACCUUGACCAGCCAUUAGCUGGUCCAGAGCGAUUCUACUACGAUCGCACGACCUACACAGGAACCCACAAGCAAAAUGGCCCGACUGCAGCUGGCAGUGGAGUCGGAAAGGAGGGCUACAGCGAUCUCAGCGUGCUCGUGAAGAGGGAGGUGGUCCAGAACGACGACUUGCAGAGGCGCCGGCUGAGCAAGUCGGCCACGAGCCCCGGCAGCCCUAUGGAUCGCGAGAAGAACGCGAGUCUGCCCACACUCCUCCUCUCCAAGCCGCAGGCGUCUCCGCGCAAAGCAGUGCCGCAGCAGACUGCAGCCAAGCCAGAGCAAGCGCAAGAGAACCGGCCCAUACCACUGCCCAUGCCCACGGAGGUGAAGCCUGUGGCUGCACCCCAACCACCGAUGCCGGCAGCCCCGCUGAUGGGCUCUCGCUAUCUAGCGCCAACGAACGGCGUGGCCCCGAUCGUGACCACUGGGGCUACCUUCGUCCCGCCUUGGGCUCCUCCAAUGGCCGCGAACCCCUGGCCGAUGGCUCCGCAGCGAUGGGUGGUCCCUGGUCCUUACCCAGCUGUGCAGCACGCUCGAGCCUUUUAG